Molecule: messenger RNA, 1452 nt
Organism: Aspergillus thermomutatus
Lineage: Eukaryota; Fungi; Ascomycota; Eurotiomycetes; Eurotiales; Aspergillaceae
Product: glycoside hydrolase family 1 protein
Exons: 5
Coding region: 1-1452 (483 amino acids)
Biological process (GO): carbohydrate metabolic process
Molecular function (GO): beta-glucosidase activity
Source: RefSeq, a predicted model, not a curated record
AUGGGCUCCACAACUACCUCGACUCUUCCUCCGGACUUUCUUUGGGGAUUCGCAACUGCGAGUUAUCAGAUUGAGGGAGCUGUGAAUGAAGAUGGACGCGGCCCAUCUAUUUGGGAUACUUUUUGCAAAAUUCCCGGCAAAAUAGCCGGUGCAGCCUCUGGCGAGGUGGCUUGCGACUCGUACCACCGCACCCACGAGGAUAUUGCCCUGCUCAAGGAGUGCGGUGCAAAGGCAUAUCGUUUUUCUAUUUCAUGGUCUCGUGUCAUCCCUCUCGGUGGCCGGAAUGACCCCAUCAAUGAAAAGGGUCUCCAGCACUAUGUCAAGUUCGUCGACGACUUGCUCGCGGCAGGUAUUACUCCUCUCGUUACCCUCUUCCACUGGGAUCUUCCCGAUGAGCUUGACAAGCGCUACGGUGGUCUUUUGAACAAGGAAGAAUUUGUUGCCGAUUUUGCCAACUAUGCUCGCAUCAUGUUCAAUGCUUUCGGCUCAAAAGUGAAGUACUGGAUUACUUUCAAUGAGCCCUGGUGCAGCAGUGUGCUCGGAUACAAUGUGGGCCAGUUCGCCCCUGGCAGAACCAGCGACCGUACCAAGAGUCCCGUGGGCGAUGGCUCCCGCGAGCCCUGGAUCGUCGGCCACAACAUCCUUGUCGCUCACGGAGCGGCGGUGAAGAUUUACAGAGAAGAAUUCAAGCCCAGAGACGGUGGUGAGAUUGGCAUCACAUUGAAUGGUGACUGGGCUGAGCCUUGGGACCCUGAGAACCCCGCGGACGUCGAGGCCUGUGACCGCAAGAUCGAGUUUGCUAUCUCCUGGUUCGCUGACCCCAUCUACCACGGCAAGUACCCAGACAGCAUGAUCAAACAAUUGGGUGACCGAUUGCCCACCUGGACCCCCGAAGAUAUUGCCCUCGUCCACGGCAGCAACGACUUCUACGGUAUGAACCACUACUGCGCCAACUACAUCAAAGCCAAGACCGGCGAGCCGGACCCCGAGGACGUCGCCGGCAACCUGGAGAUCCUCUUGAAGAACAAGAACGACGAAUGGAUCGGUCCCGAGACGCAGUCGCCCUGGCUGCGACCCCACGCCAUUGGGUUCCGGAAGCUGCUGAAAUGGCUCAGCGACCGCUACAACCAGCCCAAGAUCUACGUUACUGAGAAUGGCACCAGUCUCAAGGGCGAGAACGACCUCUCGGUUGACCAGAUUCUGAACGACGAGUUCCGUGUGCAAUAUUUCCGCGACUAUAUCGCCGCCAUGGCGGACGCCUACACGCUGGACGGCGUGAAUGUCCGCGCUUACAUGGCGUGGAGCUUGAUGGACAACUUCGAAUGGGCUGAAGGCUACGAGACCAGAUUUGGCGUCACCUUCGUCGACUACGAGAACGACCAAAAGAGAAUUCCCAAGAAGAGCGCCAAGGUCAUCGGUGAGAUCUUCAACCAGUACAUCGAGAAGGCUUAG